Messenger RNA from Mycetomoellerius zeteki, 1100 nucleotides. RefSeq names its product leucine-rich repeat-containing protein 59. The transcript is spliced from 6 exons. NCBI's taxonomy places the organism in Eukaryota, Metazoa, Arthropoda, Insecta, Hymenoptera, Formicidae. The record is from RefSeq and is a predicted model, not a curated record. Gene Ontology annotation, molecular function: protein binding. The coding region runs from base 1 to 1008 and encodes 335 amino acids. Gene Ontology annotation, cellular component: cytoplasm.
AUGACCAUCAAACUGAAGCUGAAGGACGUGAAGGACAAGCUGAAGGAGGACACCCUGGACCUCAGCUUGUGCGAUUUGGAGGAAGUGCCUGUGCGAGAAAUCGCGUCUCUUAGGAAAGCCACAAAUGUCAAUUUAUCAACCAAUCUUCUGAUUUCACUGCCGGACACCUUUGUUAUCUUGAAACAAAUUGUAAAAUUGGAUCUCAGCAGAAAUAUGUUGGCCGAACUUCCUAAAAAUUUUGGCGAGAUGACUCAAUUGAAACAUUUGGAUUUAUACGCUAAUAAGAUCAGCAGAUUACCUCUGAGCUUAAGUGAAUUAAAAAAUCUAAGGUGGUUGGAUUUGAAAGAAAACCCUUUGACCGAGGCUGUAGCCAGUGUUGCGGGACCAUGCAGUAAUAUGCGCGAGUGUCAGGCAUGCGCUCGUAAUAUCGUCACUUAUUUGUCCAAUGUUAAACUUGUCAUCGAGGAAGAGAAAUUACGUAGAUUAAAUAAUGUCACAGGCGAUGCAAACAAGGAGAUACCAAGUACAAAGAAGGAGAACAAGAAGAAAAAAAGGAAGAAGGACGUGGAAAGGGAGAAAAUGAACGGAAAUAAAACUGAUUCUCCAACACAAAGUGAGGGAUGCUUGCAGGACAAUAGCGAUAGUGUAAGAUUAACGGGAUCAUCGUCCAAUAAUGCAUCUACGCGUAAAUCGUAUGAAUCGACAGGUACUGGACUAUGCCGAUCUUUCACGUGCGUAAUCGUAUGGUUCUUCGUGAUCAGCUCGUUAUUUACCGUAGCGAUGGUGAUGCUUUCAUGGCGUUAUGAGCAACAGACAGACGCAUUUCUGCAAAAUGCGCAGACGUUAUCGGGGCUGCCGUUGAAGAAUUAUCAUCGACAGACUACAAAUUAUUUGCAACGUAUAAUAAAGAUCGCGACUGUGCAGAUCAAGUCGAUUAUCGACGCUGCCAACGAUUUCUAUAGAACACAAUUCGAGAGUGGCACAACCAAGGAGGAGAAAGAAUUAUAAAACUGUUUGCCUAUUUCCAUUUAACUGUGGAAAUCGAUAAGAUCACAAAGCAUUUAAAGAAAAUAACUGAAGCAGUGCAUUUAACAUUUUGU